CCUCCCUCUCUCCUCACUCGCUUCCCGCACGUUGACAACACGGCGUGAAACAAGACAAACAAACCACGAGAAGGAGGGUAAAGGGGCGAAGUGAGUGCGCGCGGGCGAGCCACAACAAUGACCUGACUAUAUUUGAAUGGAUUAGCCAAUCUAUUCUGAGCUCUAAUGAGAUUAGAGAGUCAGUGUAGACAUGGGUCUCGGCGGCGCGCUUCUUUUCCAUGAGCUCCUCCGGGAAGCUUCUCCCUGGGAAUGGCGUUUCUGAAGCGGCUGAGCAUGUCGCGGAUGUCCGGGGCGCAGAGCGAACGUGUCGAGGAGCGCUCACCUGUGCCGCUCUUGUGAAGCGCGCUUUCUCCAAAGAAGAGAAGAAGUAGCUGCAAGAUGAAGUACCAGAAAUACAUCACGGUGAUGCAGAUGGCCAUGGGAGUGACAGCGUCCAACAAAGACUGCCUCCCUGCCAAAAGACAGCUGUGGGUGACUCCUUCAGAUGGAGAAACAUCCCCAGGAGCUGCUGACGGUUCUGAUGGGCCUGCAGGUGCUACUGGUGGUGCUGGUGCUAUGGUAAUGUCUGCCACCUCCACUCUCUCGCUGCCUAUGAGCCAAGGCAAACCUUCCUUACGUCGCAUAAAAGGCCGCAUUCACCGCAGCAAGAGCCUGGACAGCAUCGACCUGCUGGAUUCAAAUAGUGCAGCGAUGGAGGAAACUGUCAUAUGGGAGCAGCACACAGUGACGCUGCACAGGGCCCCUGGAUUUGGUUUUGGCAUUGCCAUCUCAGGGGGGCGAGACAACCCUCAUUUUCAGAGUGGAGAGACGUCAAUUGUGAUAUCCGAUGUUUUGAAAGGAGGUCCUGCAGAGGGGCUACUGCAAGAGAAUGAUCGUGUAGUAAUGGUCAAUGCAGUGUCUAUGGACAAUGUAGAGCACGCGUAUGCAGUGCAGCAGCUCCGCAAGAGUGGCAAAAAUGCAAAGAUUACUAUUCGUAGGAAAAGGAAAGUGCAAAUCCCUGUUUCCAGACCAGGGGACAGAGAGACGAUGUCGGAGCACGAGGAAGAGGAUAGCGACGAAGAGGAUGGUUGUGAUCAUCACAGCGGCCGUGCUGGCCAAAGUGCCCAUGGAGGAGCAGCUGCAGGCACAAGCACUGGUCGGCGUCAUGACCGUGAGCGUAGCAGCAGUAGCAGGCGGGAUCACAGUGCCUCGCGGGAGAGGAGCAUCUCACCCCGCUCCGAUCGCCGCUCACAAGCCUCUUCUGCUCCGGCCAGGCCUGCCAAGGUCACUCUAGUCAAGUCCAGAAAAAAUGAAGCAGAAUAUGGACUCCGGUUGGCAAGCCACAUCUUUGUGAAGGACAUCUCUCCUGAAAGCCUUGCUGCCCGAGAUGGAAACAUUCAGGAGGGAGAUGUUGUGUUGAAGAUCAAUGGCACAGUUACUGAGAACCUGUCGCUGAUAGAUGCUAAGAAGCUGAUUGAGAGGUCAAAGGGCAAGUUGAAGAUGGUUGUGCAGAGGGAUGACCGGGCCACCCUUCUCAACAUCCCAGAUAUGGAUGACAGUAUCCCUUCAGCAAAUAACUCGGACAGAGAUGACAUUUCAGAAAUACAUUCGCUCACAUCCGAUCAUUCCAAUCCAUCACAUGGGCGUGGAAGUCGAUCGCGCUCGCCUGACAAGACCGAGCCCUCGCCUCAUCUUCGUCACUCCCCUCGGCAGAUCAGUAAUGGCAGCCACAGGACUCGAGAUGAUGAGCGCAUGUCGAAACCAGGGGCCAUGUCUACACCUGUCAAGAGCUCUGAUGAUGGUGUCUUGUCUCAGUCCAGUGAUCAGACCAGCUCCAGAGAUGACAAACUUUUACCCCCAUUGCCUGAACCGAAGCCUGUUUAUGCACAGCCUGGGCAGCCUGAUGUUGAUCUCCCAGUCAGCCCGUCGGAUGCCCCUGUGCCCAGCGCUGCCCAUGAUGACAGUAUCCUACGGCCAAGCAUGAAGCUGGUCAAGUUCAAGAAGGGAGAAAGUGUCGGUCUGCGGUUAGCGGGAGGCAACGACGUGGGGAUAUUUGUGGCAGGAGUUUUGGAGGACAGCCCUGCAGCUAAGGAGGGACUGGAGGAAGGAGACCAGAUUCUCAGGGUGAACAACGUGGACUUUGCAAAUAUCAUUCGGGAAGAAGCUGUGCUGUUUCUUUUGGAUCUUCCAAGAGGAGAUGAGGUCACCAUCUUGGCGCAGAGAAAGAAGGACGUGUACCGGAGGAUAGUUGAAUCAGAUGUUGGCGACUCAUUCUACAUCCGCACACAUUUCGAGUAUGAAAAAGAGUCCCCCUAUGGUUUGAGCUUCAACAAGGGCGAGGUGUUCCGUGUGGUAGACACGCUUUACAACGGCAAGUUGGGCUCCUGGCUUGCCAUUCGCAUUGGCAAGAAUCACCAGGAAGUAGAGCGAGGCAUUAUCCCAAAUAAGAACAGAGCUGAGCAGCUGUCAAGCGUGCAGUAUACCCUGCCCAAGACACCAGGUGGAGACAGAGCGGAUUUCUGGCGAUUCCGUGGCUUGCGAAGCUCGAAGAGGAACUUGCGGAAAAGCAGGGAAGACCUGUCAGCGCAGCCUGUUCAGACCAAGUUUCCUGCAUAUGAGCGAGUGGUGCUGAGGGAAGCUGGAUUCCUGCGACCUGUGGUCAUUUUUGGACCAAUAGCGGAUGUGGCGAGAGAGAAACUGGCCAGGGAGGAACCAGACAUUUUUGAGUUGGCAAAAACACAGAAACAACAAGGAGGGGAAAAGAGCGAACCACGCGAUGCAGGAACGGACCAGAAGAGCUCGGGCAUCAUUCGUUUGCACACUAUUAAACAGAUCAUCGACCGGGACAAACAUGCUGUGCUGGACAUCACGCCGAACGCAGUGGACCGUCUCAACUAUGCCCAGUGGUAUCCAAUUGUGGUCUUUCUCAACCCAGACACGAAGCAAGGUGUCAAGAACAUGAGGACACGGCUUUGCCCAGAAUCCAGAAAGAGUGCCCGGAAGCUCCACGAUCGAGCUCUCAAGUUGAGGAAGAACAACCACCACCUUUUCACAACAACCAUCAAUCUGAACAGCAUGAACGAUGGCUGGUUUGGAGCUCUGAAGGAGAUCAUCCAGCAGCAGCAGAACCAACUGGUGUGGGUUUCUGAGGGCAAGGCUGACGGAGCAACAGAGGAUGACCUGGAUAUCCACGAUGACCGUCUGUCCUACCUGUCAGCCCCAGGCAGCGAGUAUUCCAUGUACAGCACAGACAGCCGCCACACCUCUGAUUAUGAAGACACAGACACAGAGGGAGGAGCCUACACGGACCAGGAGCUGGAUGAAACCCUGAAUGAUGACGUGGGGCCACCCAUCGAGCCUGCCAUCACUCGCUCUUCUGAGCCUGUGCGUGAGGACCCACCUGUCAUCCAGGAACCCCCUGGCUAUGUCGUCUACCCACAUACAUUGCAGCCGGACCCUCUCAACCGCAUCGACCCAGCUGGGUUCAAGGCUCCCGCACCGCAGCAGAAAGCAGAGGCCGCUGUCGUCCCUAGCGUCCCCAAGCAGCCUGAGCCGCUGGCUGAAACAGUAACCCCUGUCGCCGACGUUACUGUAAAAAGUGUAGAGGGUCAGGGCCCUGCCGAGGCUCCUGCAGCUGGCCACAGCAAACCAAGCCCCAUGCCUGAGCCUGGCUCACUUAGGAGGCCCACCCCUGAGCUAGCCACUCAGAUCGUCCCUCCAGAACCUCUGCAGUCUGGACAGACCAGUUCAGAAUCCAAGGUGUUUCCGAAGGAUCCGUACACUGCAGACAACACAACAAGACAUGGGAAUGGCAUGAAGCCUGUGGCCUACAACCCACAGCAGGGGUAUCACUCUGAUCAGCAGCCAUACAGAGAUUAUGACCACCCACCCAGUAGGUAUGAUGUCAGCAGCAGUGGAGUCAGCAGUGGCGGUGGUUACUCAGAACCAAAGUACCGUAAUUAUGAUUCUCACGCAUCCUAUGAGAACAGUGUGCCUCAGUACGACCAGCAGCAGCAGUGGAACCCCUACAGCCCGUCACACUCUACUGCCAACUCCCAGAGCUUUGAACACCGUUUGCCGUACAGUGAUGGCACUGACUCUCAGUACACCCCACCGCUCCGCUACGAUGAGCCACCCCCUCAGCACGGCUUCGACGGCCGUCCUCGCUACGGUAAGCCCACAGCAACGGGCCUGGUUCGUCACGAGGAUCCCUCAGUUCCUUCAGGACAAGAUCUGCAUUAUAACCCGGACUUGAGCGCAUACAGUGCAAUUUCCCGCUCUCCUGAGCCGAAUGCCCACCGGCCUGCUUACAACCAGGGACCGGCACCGCUGCAGAAAGGGUUCAAACAACACCAGUAUGACCCUGCAUCUGGGAACUCGCAACCCAGCCCCAUGCCGUCUCCCAAACCUGAAUCCUCCUCCCCUUCACCUGCGGAACCUCCAAAACAAGCCGAGGACGACCCAGCGAUGCGGCCGCAGUCUGUCCUGACACGAGUCAAGAUGUUUGAGAACAAGCGCUCUGUGUCUGUGGACCGAGCAAGAGACUCGUCUGAUCCAGCUAUUAACAAGGCCAAUGACUUACCCUUGAAACCUGGAGGAAUAAUCCCAAAAGCAAAUUCUCUGAGCAACCUGGAUCAAGAAAAGGCAUACAGAGCCCCCGAGCCACAGAAGCCUAAUUCUCAAGUAGCGGAUGAUAUUGUGCGGUCCAACCACUACAAUCCUGAUGAGGAUGAGGACUACUACAGAAAACAGUUGUCUUAUUUCGACAGACUACAGACAGGACCAGCAAAGCCCCAAUCACAAGCACAAACAUCCCUCAGCUACAACAGGACGGAAUCUACAGACAAGCUCAUGCCAGUGGACAAGAAAUAUGAACCAGUCCCGCAGGUGACCCCUGCAUUGCCUCCUGCCACUCUGCCCAAACCAGAAGCCAAGCCUUCGGCCAGCGAGGACACUGUCCAGAGCAACUUCCUGCCUCACAAGAGUUUCCCAGAAAAGUCUCCAGUCAAUGGCACAAGUGAUCACACAAAGUCCAUCACAGGAACUGGGACUCUGUCGGCGUCUAGCUACAACCGUUAUGUGCCCAAACCCUACACCACCUCCGCCAGGCCUUUUGAGCGCAAGUUUGAAACCCCUAAAUUUAACCACAAUCUACUGCCUAACGACAAAGCUGACAUUGCUUCCAAGGGCCGCACCACGAGUCCGGUGAAGCCCCAGAUCACCUCACAACCCCAGAACACAGACCACGACAGUGGCCUUGACACAUUCACCAGAACCAUGGAGCACCGCUCCAUGUAUCAGCACAAUAACAUCAAUGCUGUCCCCAAAGCCAUUCCAGUCAGCCCCACUGCCCUUGAUGAUGAUGAAGACGAAGAUGAAGGUCACACAGUCGUCGCGACUGCAAGAGGGAUCUUUAACUCUAAUGGCGGCGUCCUGAGCUCAAUAGAGACCGGCGUCAGCAUCAUUAUCCCACAAGGAGCCAUUCCCGAAGGUGUGGAGCAGGAGAUUUACUUCAAGGUCUGCAGAGACAACAGCAUCCUGCCACCACUGGACAAGGAGAAAGGAGAAACUCUGCUCAGCCCGUUGGUGAUGUGUGGACCUCACGGUCUCAAGUUCCUGAAGCCCGUGGAGCUGCGCUUGCCUCACUGUGCGUCAAUGACCCCUGAUGGUUGGUCUUUUGCUCUAAAAUCCUCCGACUCCUCGUCGGGUGACCCCAAAAGCUGGCAGAACAAGUCCCUCCCCGGAGACCCCAACUACCUGGUGGGAGCCAACUGCGUCUCUGUGCUCAUUGACCACUUCUAAAUCCGGGCCGGGGCUACAGCGGACGACAACACACAUGACUACAACACGCACUCCUCACGCCCCUCUCACACAGACAUGAAGAAGGUGCUGUUUGAAGCAAAGACACUAAAAGAGAAUAAAAGUUUUUUGAUGUGAAAUGAAUCCACUGAUGCAUGACCCCCACCCAUCAUGGAUAGACCCCAUAUAUAUAUAUGGUGUAAUGUAAAUUUAUACAUGGAUGAGAUUCAAAGUUGAACCUCCUGUGUAGCAAUUACAAAAACUCUUGAUGUAUUUAUGCUAUAUAUGCGUAUGCUAUAUAUAGUAGAGUAGAAGAAAAUUUUACUCAUGAAGUUCUUUGUCAGUUCUAGUGACUGAAUAUGACUCUAGAUCUCCUUUUUUGAGGGAAUAAUUGAAGGUUUUCAGAUAGCAAUUGGAAGGAAAAUGACCUAGGAGCCCACUUGUAGAAUCCUCUGUUCUUCCUUUUCUUCCUUCCUUUUCUGACAGGAGUAUUUUGUAGCUUGAUUUCUUACCGAGUUCCAAGCCUCUCCUUCCAUCCUGAGGGAGAUCUAUGCAUGUUCCUUACUCAGGUCCAGUGGCCUCCUCAGUUACUUCCUCUCUUUAAUUCUCUCUCUUUUUUGCACUCACACAAACACACACACACACACCAAUAAGCAGUGAUGCCUUAUCUGCCAAUUAUUCACGUCACAAUUGACACAAUAAGUUAAUAAAUAUUUUAAUGUUUCGGUGAGCCUGAAAUGAGGUUUUGGUUCAACACAGAGUUGAUAAAGGAUAACACCGGUUUGCUCUUCUUUUAUCUGCUAUGCAUUACUUCCAAUAACAUGGACGGAGAAGAAGUGGCUGUAAAUAAAGCUAGCGUAUUGCCUUGGUUCUUUUGUUUGUAAAUGAACGUUUUUGUAAUUUGUUUCUUUUUUGUAUAAAAAAAAAACAAAAACAGAGAAAACAUGUUUUGAAAAGUGGACCGUCGGCUAUCUUUGUAUACCCUCGAGCCUUGGAACUUUUAACCUGACAAUAAUGCAUCACGACUUUUUCUACCAGGACGUUCACACUCAGUUUAAGCUCACAGAAGGCUUUCUUCAAAUAAAGUGUUUUGGGCUACAGAAGCGUUUUCUUGUUGGAAGGGUGUGCUCCCAAAGUGUCCCCUCACUGAUUUGUGAUACUGGAUGCUGUAUUGUGUGCCCUUAAAUGUAUUUUUGUACUCAUAGACGAUAUAUGAUGUAUGGCACACCAGUACCGUUUUAUUUCUAGACUUAACAGCUUUAAUUGGAUUAUUAGUUCUUCACGUGUGGCUGACUUUUUUUUUUCUCCUGCAACACAACUUUAAAUAUACCACUGUAUUAAUAAAUAAAAUCAUUUUUAAAGUAAA
Molecule: messenger RNA, 7144 nt
Organism: Synchiropus splendidus (mandarinfish)
Lineage: Eukaryota; Metazoa; Chordata; Actinopteri; Syngnathiformes; Callionymidae
Gene: tjp1a
Product: tight junction protein 1a
Exons: 31
Coding region: 379-5781 (1800 amino acids)
Biological process (GO): cell-cell adhesion; establishment of endothelial intestinal barrier; cell-cell junction organization
Cellular component (GO): bicellular tight junction; plasma membrane
Molecular function (GO): cell adhesion molecule binding
Source: RefSeq, a predicted model, not a curated record